AUGACUACAAAUGCUAUAUUAACUACUAAGCCUCUUUCUACUGUCAUGUCAGAACUUACAGAAAGUAGAGAGACAAAAUAUACCGAUAUUAUAGUAACAGAGUCAACUAUAACCACAGUAGAACCAAAAAAAAUAACGUCUACUGAAACGGAAAAGUUACCAUUUCAUACUUGCGGUUGUGCUACAGCAAAUACUAUAUCAACUACUGAAUCAACAACUACUACAAAAUUUAUAGAACCGACCGCUGAGACAACACUAGAAUCCACGACUACAACUUCGACAAUUAUAACAACUGAAAAGCCAGUUACUCAGACUUGCGGCUGCGCAACAGCAACAAAUCCAAUGACUCAAACCUUUCUUUCCUCAGAAAUAACAACUUCAAAUGUAACAGAGUCAAACCCUAGCGCAUCACAAGCUAUAGAUACUAUUAAUGUUACAAAAAAUUUAACAGAAUCCACAAAAUCGAUGCAUUUUGUAACUUGUGGAUGUGCCACAGCAACAGCGUUGACAACUACGAUUGCAACAACAACAACACCCGUCACUAGUACUACAACAACACCAGCAACUAUGACUACAACAAUACCAGCAAAUACGAGUAUCACUACAACAACACCAGCAAAUAUUACUACUACAACAUCAGAAACAUUAGCAAAUACAACUAAAGUUACAGAAUUAGUAACUACUAAAGUUACAGAACCUACUGAAGGUGAACAAAAUUCUUCAGUAACUUGUGAUGGCUUUCCAAAAGAUUGUAACAGACCUUCGACUUGGGAGACAACAUCUGAGGGAGAGACCAGAGACUUCUUCCAAAUACUGAAAGCACGUUACGGACGACGAGCAAUGUUAUUAGCAGAUACGACUCACUGGCCUACUCGUUUGGGUUUCUUCAUAAAAAAGAAUACAGGAAAUAAAUUUAUUUUUGGUAAUCAUAACGAAAUACGAAAAUAAGGGAACUGUGAUUGAUACUGAGAAAUUAUAAUUUAUUUCAAUAAAGAAUACUAAGAGACCAGUCAGUUCUCUUAUUUUAGUAAUUGAUUUCAAGAUACAUGGAACAAAUGUCUGCACGCCUUUACCUAAUUAAUAAUAAUUCAAUACGAGAACCUAGGCAUACCGGUUGGAAAAUAUAAAGAUAUCAGUAUAUAGGCUUAGCCAGCAACGUUUAAUUAUUUUGUGUAAGUGCCCAUUCACUUUAGUAAAAAUUUACCAAAAUAUCAUUCUCUAUGCGAGA
Messenger RNA from Diatraea saccharalis (sugarcane borer), 1228 nucleotides. The record is from the annotation of a GenBank genome assembly. Lineage: Eukaryota; Metazoa; Arthropoda; Insecta; Lepidoptera; Crambidae.